Aspergillus luchuensis is the source of this 1641-nucleotide messenger RNA. RefSeq lists its product as uncharacterized. The record is from RefSeq and is a predicted model, not a curated record. Lineage: Eukaryota; Fungi; Ascomycota; Eurotiomycetes; Eurotiales; Aspergillaceae. The transcript has a single exon. Bases 1 to 1641 code for a protein of 546 amino acids.
AUGAGGUACCAUCGCGAAGAGUAUAGGUUUGAUGCUGCGCAAUUAGGUUACAUUGAAGGCCUGACCAUCACGUCCGAUGGCACGCCAACUGUGCGGUACUUUGGAGGCCUCCCAUACGCUCUGCCGCCGACCGGUCAGUGGCGUUUCCGGAUGCCACGCAGACUGCCCGCAGACUACCAAUAUGGGACGGCAGCUGAACCAGGGCAGUUCACGCGUGGUUCUUGGGUGUGCCCGCAGCCCCCGAGUAGCAACACACCCGAUGCUGCUGUGGUGGACGAAGACUGCCUACAGCUGAACAUCUGGGUGCCGGCCCGGCCUGCCCCUAAAGAUGGCUGGCCAGUGUGCUUCUACAUCCAUGGGGGUUUCCUACAAGUGGGAACUGCUAACCUAAAUCCGGAAUCUCUGGUGCCGCUGCUGAGCGACUCGGCCUUCCAGGCGAUCAUGGUUCUGCCGUCAUACAGGCUCAAUGCGCUUGGUUUCCUCGCAGGCCGCGAACUUGCAGCCGAAGCAGAUGCCUGCCGAGACGCGACGGGGAACAUGGGCCUGUGGGAUCAGAGGGCGGCCCUGGAGUGGACUCAUGACAACAUCUCACGUUUUGGUGGCAAUCCAGCAAACAUCACGGUCGCCGGAUAUUCAGCGGGAGCAUACUCGGCAUUCCAACAGUUGGCCCACGAACUUUGGCACGUUCCCGCGGAAAAGGCCAUCAUUAGAAGAGUCGCAAUGUUCUCGAACGGCCCGGGCGUCAGGCCAAAAUCUCUACAUGAUCAACAGGAGCAAUUUGAUGAAUUCCUCGCGGUGCUCGGUAUUCCUAGGGAUCUGGAAGACAAAGCGAAACUUGCCAAACUUCGGGCUCUUCCUUAUCAGCGACUGAUCGAAGUUCAAAGCGAAAUGAAGAUCUCCGAAUUCCGGGUCUUAGCAGACGACCUCUUCUACCCCAGGGACCUUGUUGAUCGGAUCAACGACGGACAGUUUGCGAGAAGAAUGAAAAGUCGUGGUAUCACGCUAUUAAAUGGGGAAUGCAAGGAUGAACAUACUAUGUACGGUAGGUGGCGAACUCCGGAAGACUCCUACACUGCGGUCUAUGAACGCCUCUACGCGGAAUAUGCCCCUCCGGUCACCCGUGCACUCAUGCGCCACUAUUGUGGGCCUGCGAACAAGCUUCCUUCAGGUUAUACAAGCUGGCGGGACUUUUUCGGGCGCCUUUACGCUUGUGUUCAAGUCCACCAUCUUGAACGCGGCUUCCAUCACGCGUUGUUUGAAGGUGGUCUCCAGCCUGGUAAGGAUGUUUUCCGGUAUCGAUUUGAGAGGUGCCUGCGGUGCGUCGAGGAGACAAUACCGUCCGAAUGGGGAGUGACGCAUCUGACCGAUAUACCCAUCUGGUUAUGGGGCGCCGGCUUCACUGGGGGGCUGACGGACCAGGAGGAAGGUUGGCUGAGAGAAUGGAAUGAAUGUUUUGCUGCAUUUGUCAAUGGAGACCCAGUGAGAUGGGGGCCGGUUAAGCCAAACGAAGUGAGAAGGUGGAGGGCUGACGGCAAAACAGACGUUUGGGAAGAUUCACAGUGGGAAGAGGGUAUAGCAUUUUGGAGAAUUGUCAACACCAGAAGCGCAGAAGCUGACUGGGCUGACGGGUUUGAUAAAUGA